Ruditapes philippinarum (Manila clam) is the source of this 3493-nucleotide messenger RNA. Its product is annotated as ankyrin repeat domain-containing protein 27-like. Gene Ontology annotation, molecular function: guanyl-nucleotide exchange factor activity; SNARE binding. Gene Ontology annotation, biological process: early endosome to late endosome transport; neuron projection morphogenesis. Gene Ontology annotation, cellular component: tubular endosome; late endosome; neuron projection. Lineage: Eukaryota; Metazoa; Mollusca; Bivalvia; Venerida; Veneridae. The record is from RefSeq and is a predicted model, not a curated record.
GUCAGUGGUUGCAUGAUGUCACAAUAUGAUGAAGAUAUAUAUGAGAGUCCAUUCUUUGUUGCCCUAGAAAAACAACACAAGUCUUUGUUUGAUAAGGCAACAGCCAAUAGAUGGGUGAUUUGUGUUCCAAAGUUUUCUGCAGUGAAGAAAGAUGAAUUAGGAACAAAAGAUUUUGAGGAUCAUAUAUUGAUACCAGCAGUUGAUAAUGACAGUGCCUUUACUACAGUCUCUAAACAUAAAGUUGAAAUUCAGUCAGGUCAGAUCAAUCUUGCCUCAGGAUUAAAAGCAGGAAAAGUAGAUAUUUUAUUUGAAGAGACAUUCUACAAACACAAAGAUGAAAGUUUACAGGGUGGUCUGUGUAUCAGGAUGAUUCAUCAGAUUCAGGGGAUAGAUUCAGACUGGAGCAAAAUUCCUGUCACCUAUGAUGAAUGUAUACAUAUACUUUGGGACAUUCAAGGUAGUAGUAAAACAAAAGAAAAUUUUGACAAGAUGUUGAAGAUAUUUUGCGGGGAGUAUCAGAGAUUUGAGGGGACAGCUGACAGCAUUCCUAAUCUUUGCAGUAUGUUUAUAGUAUCACUGUAUCAUUAUACAUUUGAUCUGGUAGCAUCCCACGUAACCAAGGCCUAUGCAGAUUGUACUAAAGAUCCACAGAUAAAAAAACUUGUUAAACAAGAAGACAUGUUCAUGGCCAGUUUAAAGGUAGCUGUUGAGACAUAUAUGAUGAAUGCUGUACAUAAACACUUGUUUACUACAAUCACAGCUUGUGUCAAAUCUUCGGAUGCCCUCAUUAACAAGAUGACGAGAAACUUGCUAGAUAUUCGACUUCACAAUCUGGACAUUAGAUCAGAGUUUGAGGAAAACUUACCAUAUGCUAAGAAGGAAGUUUCCAGAUUAAACCAGUUUAGCACUCCACUUGGAAGGGUUCUGUGUUUGAAGAGAGUUGUAACGGCUUUGACAAAACCGCUGUUUAAAUCACAGGAAAAUGAAGGUUUAAUGAUGUCCUCUGAUGAGCUGUUGCCUUUAUUGAUAUACCUCAUUAUCAAAUCUCAGAUGGCUAACUGGACAGCUAAUCUAAUGUACAUGAAGUAUUUCCAGGUUGCCAAAAUGACAGAAAGUAAUGAGUUCAGUUUUUACUUGGCAACAAUAGAAGCUGCCCUGGAUUACAUCAGUUCAGGCAAUUUGAAGCAAGGUAAAGAAACAGGCUUUAGCAGACAGACAUCUGGAAGUACAACAACCAGCAAAGAUAAAUUCUUUCAAUAUGUCCAGUAUGGAGAUGAAGCUGCAGUAAGCCUGAUGUUGAAGAAACAUAAACCUACAACUGAUGAUAUCUCCACUAAGCUGUGUCACCCUCUAUGUACAUGUGAUAAAUGUUUUGAAAUUACAAGUCAAUCUUCACAAAACUCUGGGGCUGUCUCCUCCAUAGCUAGAGAUGAUAUGGGUAGAACAGCUUUGCAUUUAGCAGCAUUUAAUGGUCAGGGAUCUUUGAUAGACAUUCUUUGUAAACAUGGGUGUCUCACUGAUGCUACAGAUUAUCUAGGUUGUACACCACUACAUCUCGCUGCACAGAAAGGCCAUCAAAAUAUCAUUUUGCUGUUGGUACAUUUUGGUGCUGAUAUUAGUGCUGUAGAUAAUGAGGGAAAUACAUCACUACAUUUAUGUGCUAAAAAUGGUCAUGAAGAUUGUGUUAAAGCAAUACUAUUUCUGGACAUAUUGAAGAACAAGUUAAAUGUGAAUGCACAGAAUGAUAUGGGAGAUACACCGUUACAUAUGGCAGCUAGAUGGGGCUAUGAUGGUAUAGUAAAUUUUCUGCUGGAGUCGGAGGCGGACCCUCGUGUGAGGAACAGGAAACGUCAAACACCUUAUAAUGUUGCUCAAAAUGCUGACAUCAAGAAAAAGUUACAGGCAGUCCUGAAUGACCCUCCGCCUUUAAUUAUUAGACAACCUGUGAAGCCAGCAACCUUGCCUGUUCAAAACCAUGUAACAAAGACUGCCCCAACCUCAGCACACAUCCCUACCCCCUCCUCCACCCCACAAACUGACCUAGGUAGCUCUACCAGACAAACACAGGAUAAGACACCCCUUGGAUUUGAAGUAAUAGAUGUGAAGGUUAGACCUCCAAUACAACUGGUAGAUAACUCUAGUAGUGAAAUGAUGUCCCCAACUACACCGGCAGUUGCCUCCCUUGAUCAGACAGAUUUGAAACAGAUUGAAAAACUCUACAAAGCAAUAGCAAGCAGGGACUUACCUUUGGUGGAGUAUUAUUUUGGCUGGGUAGAUUCAUCCAGUUCAUCAGAAGAUAGUCCUGUUUCCCCGCCGACAACCCCAGUACUAACAGAGAAUAUAGCCGCCAAACUUUGCCACCCAUUGUGCCAAUGUGAUAAAUGUAAACAUAUACAGAAAUAUUUGUUGUGGAAUGUAAACCCUGGAAUGCAUUCCAGUGUGAACACAUUACAUGUAAACUGUCAGAACAAGAAAGGGUUUGCUCCCCUGCAUAUAGCUGUGAUAGAGGAUUAUAUGGAAGUACUUCGGUUACUGUUGAAGAAAGGAGCAUUUGUCAAUGUACAGACACAUAAACAUAUAACACCGUUACAUCUUGCCUGUUACCAUAAUCAGACUGAGAUGGUAGAAUUGUUAGUUAAGAGUGGAGCUGAUGUUAACAUACGAGACCAGCAUGGGGAGAUAGCCUUACACCUAGCUGCUGCCAAAUGUAACCUUCGUACUGUUACAUUCCUCUUACAGCGCUCAAGCACAGUAAACCUUGGAAAUGUGAAUGGGAACACUACACUACAUCAUGCUGUAUGUACAGGAAACCUAGACAUUAUAGGCAUCCUCUUAAAGUAUGGGGCCAAUCCUGAUGCGCUUAAUAAACACCACAAGUCUCCUGCAGAUAUGACAAAGGAUCCUGUGAUAUUAGAUAUGUUGAAAAAGAAAUCUGAGGAGUUACGCAACAAGUUGACCCCUGUAACCCCUACAAUCCAACAGACAUCAGUACCAAAAUCUGAGUCUGCUCCAGAACAUCUUAGAGAUAAACAACAACAACAACAACAAGGAAAUGAAAAACUGAGAAAAAUGGUUUCCAAUGUUGAAGACAAGCAUCUAAAUACGCUACAACAAAUUGGUCAAGGAAUAAAAAAAAAUUUGACAGACAAAGAAAACUUAAGAGAAGUCAGACUCUUAAAAACUAGCUUUAUUCCAUUACAACCACUUUUGAUAAAGAGAAAAGUUUUACGAAAGGCUCAGACGUUAGAUAGGACGUCCUUGAGUUUAAAGUCAUUAGAACAUUCCAUGUCUAUACAGCACUUUGAUUUCCACAGUUUAAAAGAUGUGGAGUCUGUAGAUAAAAGUAGUCCUCUUCAUUUAUAUUCAUUAACAAGAACUUUUAGUUGCUAUAGUGACUAUUCUGAUACACCCACUGAAAGAACAACACAAAGAUAUACAGCGGAGGUAACUCUGAUUUUACUGAAAGAACUAUUGAAAAGGUAGAAUAUUCUGU